Molecule: messenger RNA, 3242 nt
Organism: Doryrhamphus excisus (bluestripe pipefish)
Lineage: Eukaryota; Metazoa; Chordata; Actinopteri; Syngnathiformes; Syngnathidae
Gene: gabra6b
Product: gamma-aminobutyric acid type A receptor subunit alpha6b
Biological process (GO): monoatomic ion transmembrane transport
Cellular component (GO): membrane
Molecular function (GO): extracellular ligand-gated monoatomic ion channel activity; GABA-A receptor activity
Source: RefSeq, a predicted model, not a curated record
CUCCUCUUUUUUUUUCGAACUGAGCGUUGAGGCUGAGUCUGGCGCACUGGAGAGGAAGUCAAGUCGUGCUGGACUGGACUGACGCGCCAUACCUCGCAACUCGCAACCUUUAUUUAAACAAACAAAAAAAACAAACAUGUCCACACAUGAUGAUGGCAUGUAUGUGUUCGCUUAGCUCUACGCGGAUUUCUACUUGUUUUAUCUGAAUUCCUACAAGGCAUGGAUUUCCUUUUUGUGUGCUUCUUUCUUUCUUGUUCCAGUGUCUGCGGUAUUCGGGGGAAUCAGCACAGCGAGAGCAGUAUCUAUUUGGACAACAUCACGCGUAUAUUGGAUAGAUUACUGGACGGCUAUGACAACAGGCUGCGACCUGGAUUUGGAGGUCCAGUCACAGAAGUCAAAACAGACAUCUUUGUUACCAGCUUUGGACCUGUUUCAGAUGUGGAGAUGGAAUACACUAUGGACGUGUUCUUCCGCCAAACAUGGAUUGACGAACGCUUAAAAUUCGAAGGCCCCAUCGAGAUCCUGCGGCUCAACAACCUCAUGGUCAGCAAGAUCUGGACGCCGGACACAUUUUUCCGCAACGGCAAGAGGUCGAUCUCUCACAACAUGACCACCCCCAACAAGCUGUUCCGCAUCAUGCAGAACGGAACCAUCCUCUACACCAUGAGAUUAACUAUAAACGCCGAGUGCCCCAUGCGCCUGAUGAACUUCCCGAUGGACGGACACGCAUGCCCACUCAAGUUUGGGAGCUAUGCCUACCCUGUCAGCGAGAUCAUGUACACAUGGAAAAAAGGUCCUCUGUCUUCUGUCGAGGUCCCUCAGGAGUCAUCCAGUCUUUUGCAGUAUGACCUCAUCGGUCAAAGAGUGUCAAGUGAAAGGCUGAAGUCCAAUACAGGGGAAUACGUCAUCAUGACCGUCCACUUCCAUCUGCAAAGAAAAAUGGGAUUUUUCCUUAUCCAGACAUACAUUCCCUGCAUCAUGACGGUCAUUUUGGCACAAGUCUCUUUCUGGAUUAACAAGGAAUCUGUUCCUGCUCGGACUGUGUUUGGUAUCACCACCGUGUUGACCAUGACCACACUGAGUAUCAGCGCCCGCCACUCCCUCCCCAAAGUCUCCUACGCCACAGCCAUGGACUGGUUCAUCGCCGUUUGCUUCGCCUUCGUCUUCUCCGCCCUCAUCGAGUUUGCGGCUGUCAACUACUUCUCCACGCUGCAAGCCAACCGGGAGCUGCGCAAAGCGGCGGCCAUGAAGGCGGCGGCUCAAGAGGCCGCAGCUGCAGCUGCCACCCCAUCUGCCGCCACAGGAAAUGAUGGAGAGGUCUCCUCGGCGGACGUCAGUAACGUGUUGAAGAAGAGGAUGAAUUCUACUCCUCUCUUCGAUCGCCCGGCCAAAACCUUCCCCAACCCGCCCGUCAACGCCCAGGCCUUCCUGCAGCAGGGGUCCGCCAUGCCGGCCAACAACGUCCUGACGGGCACGAGCAUCAUCGACAAAUACUCUCGCAUCCUCUUCCCACUUUCCUUUGGCGCCUUCAACCUGGUCUACUGGAUUGUGUAUCUCACCAAGGACACCAUGGAAAUGUCCAGGGACACGGUCUGAAGCCAGAGAGCAUGGACAUCAUAUUUGACACACAUACAGAUACAACCGCAUAGACACACGAGUGCGAGCCAAUGAAAGCACUGGUCUCAUCAACCAUUCAUUGUGUGUGUGAUGCAUGCCCAGAAGUCUUUAAUGAUGCGUUGUCAGUCUUUUUAAGUUUGCUUGUGUCUUUAGACUAGAUGCAAUGUGCAACCAGUAUGUCUCUAGUUAGGACAGACACAAUCCUUAUCCUCACCGGAUCUUUACUGGUCGCUCGGCUGAGGCUGUGCUUUACUUCUUCAUGAUUGUAACAUGCAUGCAUCAUGGAAGAGAUUUAGCAUGUUUUCAUGUUGAAAAAGAUGAAGUGUACUCCAUGUGAUGGGUUGACUUAUCUUCUCCAAUUUCAUUUCCCUCCACGAAAAAUGGAGAUAAAGAGGACUUGAGGUAACAACUUCAAAAUAAAAGUGGCAUCCAUGAGAGCCAUGAGUGAAACUACAGUAUGGUGCAUCUGGUAGCUGUUUUGUGGGGGAGUACAUAAUAACAAAUACGGAAUAUAAGACAUUAUAGGUCUGAAUUGGACAUUUUGGAACCCUUUAAAAUGGAAAGGUGAUUAAAUGUGUACUGAAACAAGGUUACGAGACUUAUAAUAAUAAAAAGGCACCAGUUUGCUUAAAAAGACAAACAUAAAUAUUAGACUGUAGCAGUGGAAAAUGCUCAUGUGGUCCAAAUUGAUACAGUUUGACUAAAGAUGCAUGAGGUUGCACCUCAAAUGUGGUCAGGUCUAGGUUCCUCAAACGCUAUGCAGCCAAGUCGUGUUUGAUCAAAGUGAUGGUAUUUUUCAGGGCUUGGCAGUGUGCAAUGAAUGCUAUAUAUACUUUAUUAUAUGUAAGAAACUGAUAGAACAAGCAGACAUUGAAGCCAUCUGUUCCUUUGUGUACGUGCAUUUAUGUACUGUACAAUAAGGCGUUUAUGUAUCCAGGCAACAGCCUACUUUCAUGUGUUAUUACUAUCAUUCUUCUUGAAAAAUGUAUCUAAUUAAUACAGUCUUUUUUUUUAAUGAAGUAAAAAGUGCUUGCCGGUUCGUAAUUAAGACGACAGCUUCUGGCUUUUUGUUCUUGUUUAACGAUGGGGAGAGAAAAAUAGAAACCCUCAACCCAGAAUCAUCAAUUAUACAGAAUGCCAAAACACGUUCAUUAAUAAUCCACUUGUGAGGAUUAGGUACAGUUUAGUGAUGCUAACUAAGCGGCAGUAAGGUAACAUGCUGUCGUGUCUAAAUAAGGCGCUUCCUCGCCGCAUCCAUCAUCUUCCAGCUUUUUCCUCAUGAAGUGUCUCUUAUAAUAACGUCCCAAAAGAUAGAGGGACUAUAAAUACAUCAUACGGUACAUCUACAUAUGAUGUAUCCAAGUAUGCAUGAAAGAUUGAAAAAUAAUUAUAUAGAAAUCUAAGAGGGAAAAAAGAUGCAGUUUAACUUGGAAAGCAAUUUACAAUUAAAUAUGCCGAUAUUGUUAUUGGUAUGUUUUUUUAAUUAAAAAAAAAAUCCUAUGGGAUUGUUUAGAUGGAUGUAUUUGUUUAAACUAAAGAUAAAAACAUGUUUUAUUUUUAUCUGUUUAUUCUAAAAGAAAAAAUAUUAUUAUUAUUAUUAUUAUCAUGAUUAUAUUUAUUUUAUU